Rhineura floridana is the source of this 2457-nucleotide messenger RNA. It is a transcript of the gene ENDOD1, whose product is annotated as endonuclease domain containing 1. The record is from RefSeq and is a predicted model, not a curated record. Lineage: Eukaryota; Metazoa; Chordata; Lepidosauria; Squamata; Rhineuridae. Bases 809 to 2239 code for a protein of 476 amino acids. The transcript is spliced from 2 exons. Gene Ontology annotation, molecular function: nucleic acid binding; hydrolase activity; metal ion binding.
ACGUCUUGGGCCAACGUCGCUGCGACAAAACAAAAAACACCGUUUUGCCGCUUUGACCCGCUGGCUAUAGAAGGGCAUCGCAAGCAGGCUGAUGAGCGGCUUUGGCAAAGCCACUGAGGACCGCGGCAGCUUCUUCCCGGUUUUGGAGGGCGGCAGGCCCGCGUGAGUGCGCGGGGAAGAAAUUCCCGCUGACUCCUCCGAAAUGUCUGUUGGUGGUGGGGAUCCCAGCUGCAAUGCAGUCCUCUCCACCCGUCCCCUCCCCCCAGGCACCGGCUGCGGCCCAGAGCCAAAAGAUAGCCUGGUGAUCCAGUGACGCAGGCCAGGGAAACUAGGACGGUUUCUCUCUCACACACACUCACCCCUCCCCUCCCCCGGCCGCCGCCGCUGCUACAUCCCGUGCCUUCCCUUUCCUCUCCACGAUAGCCGCCCCCACGGCUCUGAGCGCGUGCAGAGGGCCGAUUUUCGCUUUUGCGGCUUGUGUCACCCGCCGCCGCCGCCACCACCACGUGUUGGCGCUCAUAAGGCGCCGCCGCCGCCGCUGCGUUCCACAAGGAGGCUGUUCGGCUCCCCGCUUGCAGCGAGGGCGGUUUCGGGUUACGCUUCCCUCCGAAAGGCUGCGCCGCUCACCGGCAGACCAAGACACCCGCACACGCCCGGAUUCCAGCCUCUGUUGCAGCGCCUGGCGGUGUCCCUUUGCGCUUUUUCUUUUUGGUUAAAAAAAAUAGUGGUGUUGUUUUUUGGCGAGCCAAGUCGAUCUCACCCUUUCCUCGCCUCCUGCUGCUGCCAGAACGCGAAAGAGAGAGAAAACAUGUGGCUCUCUUUCUCCGUGGUCCUGAUCGCCCUGGCCUUCCCCGGCUUGGCUCGAGGCAAGGUGGUGGGCAAAGGCGACGCGGGCUUCGCGGAAUGCGACGGCUUCUUCUACCAGCGGGCGCCACCGGAGGGGCUCGCCCUGGAGGAGCAGGGGCAGGUGAAGAUCUGCCAGAAGUACAACCGAGAGCCCCGCUUCGCCACCCUCUACAGCACGCGGGACAAACUCCCGCUUUACUCGGCGUUUCGGUACACAGAAGAAGCUGCCCCGAGCGGGGAGGAGAGAUGGCUGGUGGAACCGCAGAUCGAUGAUCCUGAAAAUGGCUUGGAAGGAAUGAUGCCAGAAGCUGAAAUUACAGGUUCAGUGGAUAACCUGGGAACAAACCAGGCCCUCACUGCAGACUAUGUGGACUCUGGCUAUGAGAGGGGUCAACUAAACCCCAGCUCUCUUCAUAAGGAUGAUACCCAGAUAGCCACAUACACACUGACCAAUGCUGUGCCAAUGACCCCACCUCUCCAGGAGAUUUGGCACUGGGAGAUUGAGGCCCUAGUAAGCAGAGGCUUGGCUCCUCACUGUGAAAAUGGGAAGGGUCUCUAUCUUGUUUCCGGAGUGGUUCCUUCCUCCCUCAGAGUGAAGGACAAAGUUGCAGUCCCUGAGUCUCUCUGGCUGGCAGCUUGUUGCGAUGAUGGCUCCAAGGCCUGGUCUGUGGGAUUUAUUAAACAGGUAGCUGCUGGGAAUCGCCUGGAAGAUCUCACAGUGGAAGCCCUCGAAAAGAAGCUUCCUGCAGGAGCCCAGCUGUUUAAGAACAACUGUGGCCAAGACAGACACGAUCCCAAGAAACUGGAGGAGGUGUUGCACUCUGUGAAAGAGAUCGAAGCUGAUAUACCAGUACAGCAAGCAGAAAAGUCUGCGACAUGCGACAAGACCAGCACAGCAAAGGAAGAGAGUGGCUUUCUGAAAAAAUUGUUUUAUUUCAUCGUCACCCCUAUCUUCAAACUGCUGAAAUUUGUUUUCUACCUGGUUGGCCAAAUUGUGAAAUAUAUCGUUCAUUUCCUGUGGCACGUCAUCCAGAUGAUUGUCAAGGGGGUGUUCACUUUCAUCAAAGGAAUUGCCACGGCGCUACUGAAUAUAUUUAUUGACCUGGCUCGGGUGGCCGUCAACAUCCUGAAUGGCAUUGCCAAAAACAUCUACAAUGUUCUAAUGAUUACAUACAGGAUUCUCAGCGUGCCUGUUAACCUGCUCCUGGAUAUUGUGUCCUUCCCAUUUUACACCCUGGGUGCCAUCCCUGCUGUCCUCCAAGAUAUUGCUUCAGGCGUAGGUGGGUUGUGCUUAUUGGUCAUUGACGCCAUAACCAACACCGUGACCAACCUAAAUAAUGUUGUUUCUUACCUAGCCCGAAAGUUUCUUCCUAAGAUUUCUUCCAGCGCCUGAAAAGCCGUGCGAAAAAGCGAAUGGCUAUGAACAACUCCAAAAAAACCCACAAAGCAAUAGUUUCUGAUAUGUUGCUAAUCACCUGCUGUUCCUAUAAGUAUUUAUUGUGGUGGCAUUAACAGUAAUGAUCCAAUGUUCUGAUAACAUGGGUGAGCUUUAUGCCCCCCCUCCCCAAAGGGGAAUUUUGCGGCAAAAUUAAAUGUUCUCUUAUUGUAAAA